Camelus dromedarius (Arabian camel) is the source of this 6096-nucleotide messenger RNA. RefSeq names its product leucine rich repeat containing 55 (gene LRRC55). The coding region runs from base 1152 to 2087 and encodes 311 amino acids. Gene Ontology annotation, molecular function: voltage-gated potassium channel activity; transmembrane transporter binding; potassium channel activator activity. NCBI's taxonomy places the organism in Eukaryota, Metazoa, Chordata, Mammalia, Artiodactyla, Camelidae. The record is from RefSeq and is a predicted model, not a curated record. The transcript has 3 exons. Gene Ontology annotation, cellular component: voltage-gated potassium channel complex.
AGGACCUGGCAGAAGCCACAUACUCCAGCAGCCUCAGCACCAGCUGAGUUUCAGGAAGAAGCAUUCGGAUUCUGUGAACUUUCUUCUAAGCAUCCUCUCUCUGAUUCCGCUUUUGAGUAAAAGAAGGGGAACAGCAACGGGGACCAGAGGACGGAAAACCACAGAGGAUGCUGCCCCGGGAUCCAGGAGCCAUGGAGGAGGAGAGGCCGGGGGAGGGGACGAGCCUGGGAGGCAAUCUGUUCUCCUGAAGCAGCAAGCGGGGAUUCCAUGACAAGGAGACCCGUGUCUGCUGCAGAUGGAUGGCUGUGUCCUUGGAACAGAAGGGAAUUCUGCUUCUGCCUGCUGAGCACAGAGCCCGGCUGCAGGAGAGGUGCUGGCUCGGAGAAGUCGCCUGAGCUCUCCUCGCUGCCCAGCGCCCCACCCCACCUGUCCAGCACCUCCGGGAUGCAUGGCUCUUUCCAGCCUCAGUGGCCGACAGUGGGGGUCCCUUGGGGUCCCUCCCUCCCUGGGAACUUCAGUAGCCAUGGAGGCUGAGGACUGAGGCUUUCAGAUGCCCAUGGAGAACGCCCCCGGCUCCCUUCCCAAACACCCACCCCCAGGACCCUCCUGGGCUUGAGCCCUCUGGGCCACCAGAAGAGAUGGCCUCUGAGACCUUGAGUGUGGGAGACUCGGAUGCAGCCCUGGCCUCCUAACCAGUCCCAGGCUUGGGACAGGGCUUAGGGUUUUUCAGACAUGCCAGGACCUUUACAAGACACUUUUCUUGCCUUCCACUGCCCCUCCCACCUCUCAGACACAGUCCAGAGAGGAGCACCCAGCAGUCAUGGGUGAGAGGGACACAAAAGGCCUGCAGGGACCCUUCCACAACCUGCUGGCAGUUGGUCCAGCCACAUCCUCGUCUCCUUCCUUUCUUAAGUUUUGAUUAACUUUUCAGACCCUGGGGGACAUCUACUGGGUGUCUCACCCCUGAGGCUCCAAAGAGGACUCCCUGUGGAUCUCACCGAGGGAGCCCUCUGGUACUCAGAGGCUCCUGGGAAAGGCUUGAGCCAUGAGACCACGUGCUCCAAAGCCCCACCUCCCAGGGUUCUGGCCCCCAAUGGAGCUGCCUUUCUGAGCCACUGGCUCUUGAUUCCAUAGACGCAGCCCCAGCCCCGAUGGGCUCCCUUCAGCACCGUCGUUGCCAGCAGCCUAAGAUGGGUGAUGCCUGGUCCCGGCUGCCCUGGCCUGGGCCCCCCUGCCCAGCCAUGCUCCUGGUCUCCCUCCUCUUGGCAGCAGGGGCGAUGCACUCAGGGGCCAGCACCAGCUGCCCCGUCCUCUGCACGUGCCAUGAGCAGGUGGUGGACUGCAGCAGCCAGCGGCUCUUCUCGGUGCCCCCAGACCUGCCUAGGGACACGCGCAACCUCAGCCUGGCCCACAACCGCAUCGCGGCCGUGCCGCCAGGCUACCUCACCUGCUACGCGGAGCUCCGGGUGCUGGAUCUGCGCAACAACUCCCUGGUGGAGCUGCCCCGGGGCCUCUUCCUCCACGCCCAGCGCCUGGCACACCUGGACCUGAGCUACAACAACCUCAGCCACGUGCCAGCCGACAUGUUCCAGGCCGCCCACGGCCUCGUGCACAUCGACCUGAGCCACAACCCGUGGCUGCGAAGGGUGCACCCGCGGGCCUUCCAGGGCCUGGCGCAGCUCCGGGACCUGGACCUCAGCUACGGGGGCCUGGCCUUCCUCAGCCUCGAGGCCCUCGAGGGCCUGCCGGGGCUGGUGACCCUGCAGAUCGGAGGCAACCCCUGGGUGUGCGGCUGCACCAUGGAGCCCCUGCUGAAGUGGCUUCGGAAUCGGAUCCAGCGCUGCACGGCGGAUUCUCAGCUGGCUGAGUGCCGAGGUCCCCCGGAAGUCGAGGGUGCCCCCCUCUUCUCCCUCACUGAGGAGAGCUUCAAGGCCUGCCACCUGACCCUGACCCUGGACGAUUACCUCUUCAUCGCCUUUGUGGGUUUCGUGGUCUCCAUCGCAUCCGUGGCCACCAACUUCCUCCUGGGCAUCACCGCCAACUGCUGUCACCGUUGGAGCAAGGCCAGCGAAGAGGAAGAGAUCUGACAUGGGUGCCUGGUGGCCCUCCACGCUGCUGACCGCCACUGCCGCUGACCACUGGGCACCCACCCUGGCUGCCCGCUCUGGCUCCGUGGUGCCAGGGGCCACCUCUGUGCAGAAUAUGACUCCCACUGACUCAAGCAAGGUCAGGAAACUACUUUCGUGUGAGUGUCUGCUGUGGGCCAGGCACCGUGCUAGGAACUGGGACCAUUAGAUGAAUCAGACCUAGUCCCUGCCCUCCAGCACUCACCUCUAAUAGAGGAGAGAGAUUCGAAAACUCUUGCCUUUAAGACAUUUGUCAGCACUCUGAGCACAUAGUGAUGGAAGCCCAGAGCACAGGUCAUCAACCGUGCCUAGAAAAGCCCAAGAGAAUUACAAGAGUGGAAGUGCUUUGUGAACUGGGUCAUCUAACAGUGUCUGCUUUGUCAGGUAGAUGAAGAAUGGCAGACAUAAGCAAAUGACAGAGGCCAGAGCGAGCCUGGCGUGUUGAGAACAGUGGACACUCCCUGGUGACUUUAGUAUACAGAGUGGGAGUGGCAGGAGACCAAAGCUUUCCCUCUGGCCCGCCAUCUGCCAGCUCUUGGCAUUGCCCACCCCUGCCUCUGGAGGGUGAGAUCCCCUCCGAGCCAGCCCCCUGAGCCUCUUCCUACCCACAGCUACUAGGUGAGACCGCCUCCUGCUGGCUGGCCCCAUCCUACAUGGCCAGUGUUGCCUGCUGGCGAGGCCCCGGGUAGCAAACUGAGGAUGGACCCUUUCUCCUGCCCCCGUCUCCUGCCUCUCACUGGAGCGUGGGCUUCAGAGAGGGGACCAGCAGCGCGGCAGCAGGAGCCCUGGCACCCUGGGAGCCCUCAUCUUGCGACUGUUCUUGCCACGGUGCUCACACCACGGGGCCCGACCAGGGAAGUGCGCGGUAGGCUGCAGCCCCGGAGCAGGACGGUACCCAGGACCGAGGGAAGAAAGAAUCACCACAGUUGUGACCAGAGGAGGAUUUGCUCUUCCUUCUAAGCGACUGGACUGUCAAGCACAAGGGUGAGAGAGCUGUUAAUUACCAAACACUUGCCAGUGUCAGGCACUGUGAUAAGCUCUCUCCACAGAUAGUCCCCUUUCAUGCACACAGCAUCUUCCCAGGCGAGCAUGGUGGUCCCCAUUUUACAGAACUUAAGGAAGUAAGGCUCAGAGAGGUUAAAGUCACAUGCUACUUAACGAACAAAAUAAAGUCUGUGCUCCUUCUGCUACCCAUCCAGGCUGGGGAGCCUCAGAACUCCCUCUAACGUUUGUCUAAGUUCAAAGUCAAUAGUGCUAAUGAAGCUCCCCAAAAAGACCAGGCACUCUCCUGGGCACGUUUAACUCUGUGGACUCGUUUAUUUCAAUUCUCCCAGCAGCACUGCCUAGUGGUUUUUAUUAGUCCCAUUUUACAGAAGAAUUCACUGUAGAGGGCUGAGUGUCUUACCCCAAGUUAUCUGGGACAAACUCUAGAGGGAAAGUGAUAGGCAGCUCCAUUCAGGGAAACUGUGUCUAAUCCGUCAGUCAAAACAUCAAGUAACUUCACGAGCAAAGCACAAUUGUCAUCAUGAUGUCAUCGUCUUCACCUUGGCCAUCAGUUUCAUCAUCCUCACGAUUAUCUUCCCUGCGUUUGUUCAGCGCUGGACAGUUUAUGAAGUACUUUGACAUCGUUCUCCUUGACUUUUUAUGCCCCUGUGUGGGAGGCAAACCAAACAUCAUCACUCCUGUUUUACAGAAGGAAAAACAGAGACUCAAGAGCGGGUGGGACUUGACUCCGUGGCAGGGUGGGGGCUCAACUCCAGCGCUCUCUUUCCAGUGCUUCCCCAGGUGCUCGAGGAGGAAGAUGCCUGGGAGGGCUGGGUAGGGGGGCCCUGGGAUUCAGCAGCCAUGAAGGUCCUAAUGGAUCAUCUAAAUAAAGGGCAGUAAAGCUGGCUGCCUUACUGACUGAGAUACACUCAUGUUAAGGCAAAUCGCAGCCUCUGAAACGGAAGUAGCACAGAGCGCAUCUGAAAAGGAGACACCCACCUUGCAACAUGUAAAGAACACACCAGAACAGGUGGCCUUGGGGGCAAUCGUGCAAAAAAAGGUGAGAUCUCUGGGAAACAGAAGAGGAAGCUGUGUUAACCCAUCCGACUUGAGCUCUGCUGUGCUGUGUUGGAAGAGAUACAAAGGGAGCAGGAAAGCAGCAGGGUGAGGACCUCAACAGGAGAUGGGGGGGCCUCCAGGCACAGCCCAGCACGUUGGCAAGGCUGGUGGGGACUGGAAUUAACACAGGGACUUUCUGCUUUGCCCCUGGCUCCAGCAAGCUUGCAUCACCCAUCCUCCAGGCAGGCUCACAAGGAAUGAAGCAGCAGCCUUCCCCUCCUCAUGCUUCCCUGAGCUGGUCAACCAAAAGCAUGCCCGAAGUUUGCCAGACCUGGGUACUUGAACUCUGUGUCUCCUGCAUCUCACUUACAACAUCUGGGAGCAGAACUGUGCCCUCUUUUCUGCCGCUGUACCCUGGGACGGCCGACUGGGGCUGCUUUCCACCAACCAAGCUCACAGCCUAAAGUGUUUGGGGAGGAACUUAUAGAAAUGAUGGUUCUGUCAUGAAUAGUUAAACCUCCUGCAGAGGGGCACCAUAUACAUCUAUCAUACUCUCUUAGAGACUCUGGUUUGCUGAAAUAUAGCUAAUAUAUUUUAAGACAUGUAAUCUUUUUUCAUAGAACUAGACCAAACAAGCCAGCCCUCGAGAUCAAACGUCCUUUCUAAUAAUACUAUUUAGCUCCCAUCAAUGGCAAACUUUUCUGAGUAGGAUACAGGCUUUUAAAGAACAGAUGCUUAUCCAGCUACUAGGAUGUCCCCAGUUAACUAAAUCACACUGGAGAAAGCACUUAACUUCCCUACUGCCAAGGGAUUCCCUGCUUCUCCCCUGCCCCGCACCAGCCCGUCUUGUGCAGGCUGGCAGAAGCAAGCUUCUAGAAGUAAUCGAACAGUCUUGGUGGGAACUGUUCCCAUGACCCUGCUGACCAAGGGCCAUGGUGUUGCUCCUACAAGGUUUCAUCAUGCUUUUUCCCGACUGGUUAACAUGUAAGUGUUGGGGUAUCUCUGAGUCCCUGUGCGUGUUGAUGAGGUUUCAUGGAUGUUGGGUGUCUACUGGAGAGGGGCCAAUGCCUCUGGAGCCCGAGUUCAUGUCUCUGACACCGUUUACUCAGCUAUCAGUUUCUUGUAUCACUUACUACACUAAGAUGGAAUCCUCUUAGGGUUGGGGUUGGAAUAGCUGCUCAGAAAAUACAAGAUUCAUAGACGUGGUUGGGGCAGUCUAAUGACAGUCAGGCUGCUUCCCUCAGUUCUCUGCACUUCAGAGGUCUGUCCUCAUCACAGAAGCUUUCUUCACUGAAAGGAUAGCAAAGACUCGCUAACCAACAGGGUUAUGAUGGUCAAGAUCUGGGCCAAGCAAAUUGUUCUUUAGAAAAGACCAGACAUCUAUACACCACUGCUCUGGACCAAUUGCCUCCGGUCCCCCUAUGACAAACCUUCAUCUGUUACUCUACUCCUGCAAAGGAUCCCAGGAAACCCUGCAGACAUAGGUCCCCUGAGUUGCUAUAGAGUUUGCUGGCUCCUUUCAAGGAGCUUGGUGUAUGGUGGAAUUUGAACAGACCAAGACAGCUACUUCUCCAUCAGGGAAGACCUAGAGCUCUCAUUCGCCCCUCUAGACGUCUUUUGUUUAUAUCACUUUGACAUCCUUUCCAGACCUAGAAGAGUAGGAGACACUUCUGUCCAUUCCUCAGAAGCACAUCUUCCCAAAGCUAGAAAAAGCCAUCCACUGUCCCCACUCCAGAAGGAGGCAAAAGGGAAGCGAAGGAGGCAAGUUGCAAGGCCCUUUGUAAAUCACCAUCCUGUUUGCCACAGCACUGGGUGGCGAGCUCUGGAUCCGCAGAGCUCAGUUGUGGCAUGCUGAUGUCGGGGGUGGGAGGGUUAGGGCGGGGUAGGGAAAGGGAGGAUGCUAACCUUUGUAUGGAGAUGAUUUUAU